AUGUCCAGCAAUCACUCUCUCCUGGAGGAGGACCUCUCCUGCCCCGUGUGCAGGGACAUCUUCCGCGACCCCGUGGUGCUGAAGUGCAGCCACAGCUUCUGCGGGGCGUGCCUGGACGGGCACUGGGAGGCGAGCGCCGCUCAGGACUGCCCCGUCUGCAGGCGGGUGGCGUUGGGGGACGAGCCCGUCCUCAACCUGACCCUGCGCAACACCUGCGAGUCGUACCUGCGGGAGAGGGAGCGGCGCGGGCCCCAGAGGCCCUGCCCAUUGCAUGGGGAGACACUGAAGCUCUUCUGCACGGAGGACCAGCAGCUGAUCUGUGUGGACUGCCUCACCCAGCAGCACCGGGACCACGCCUUCUGCCCCCUGGAGGCUGUGCUGCCGAACUGCAAGGAAGAACUCCUGACUAUUCAGAAGCUCCUGCAGACCAAGCUCGGAGUCUUCAAGGACGUCAAACUGACCUGCUAUCAAACCGCUCAUUACAUUAAGAUCCAGGCCCAGCACACAGAGAGGCACAUACGGGAGCAGUUUGAGAAACUUCAUCAGUUUCUGCGAGAGGAAGAGGAGGCCAGGAUCGCCGUGCUGAGGGAGGAAGAGGAGCAGAAGAGCGAAAUGAUGAAGGAGAAGAUAGAGAAGAUGAAAAGAGAGAUAUCCUCUCUUUCUGACAUGAUUAGGGCCAUAGAGGAGGAGCUGGGAGCUGAGGACAUCACUUUGUUGGAUAACUACAGAGACACCAUGAAAAGAAUCUCCAGCACACCCCAGGAGCCGAAGCUGACUGAAGGGGCGCUGAUCGAUGUGGCCAAACACCUGGGAAACCUGAAGUACAGAGUCUGGGAGAAGAUGCUGGGGACCGUGCAGUACACUCCUGUGACCCUUGACCCCAACACCGCUGCCCCCUGCCACAUCCUGUCAGAGGACCUGACCAGCGUGAGGUACAGGAGGUCUCAGCAGCUUCCCAACAACCCGGAGAGGUUCUCCAACUAUGAGGCCGUCCUGGGCUCCCAGAGCUUCAGCUCGGGCAGACACCACUGGGACGUGGAGGUCGGGGACAACACGGACUGGUGCCUGGGCGUGGCCAGGGGGUCGGUCAGAAGGAAGGACGACAUCAACCUGCGGCCAGAGGAGGGCCUGUGGAGCAUCGGCCUGUUCCUGGGCAGCUACGCGGCCUACACUUCACCCGUCACGCCCCUUGAUGUGAGGAAGAAGCUCCACAGGGUCAGGGUUCAACUGGACUGGGACGCGGGGCGGGUGUCCUUCUGCGACCCUGCCGACGGCACCCCUCUCUACACCUUCACACACCCCUUCGCCGAGGCAGUGUACCCCUACUUCCUGACCGUCUGCCGGCACCACCCCCUCCGUGUUCUGCCCGUGAAAGUGUCCAUGACAGCAGAAGAAAAUGCCAAGGACAUCUUCCGCGACCCUGUGGCGCUGAAGUGCAGCCACAGCUUCUGCGGGGCGUGCCUGGACCGGCACUGGGGGGCGAGCGCCACCCUUGACUGCCCCGUCUGCAGGCAGGUGGCAUCAGGGGACGAGCCCGUCCUCAACCUGACCCUGCACAACACCUGUUUAGGGGACCCCGCCGUUGUCCCGGGGCAGGUGGGGUGCUCGCUGUGCGGUGAGAAGAGUCCUGCGGCGGUGGCGGCGGGGGCGGGGGCGGAGGCGAGUGGCCCGGGGGGCCGUGCCGGUCCGGAGGAUUUACCACCCGUCUGUUGGGAGAAGCUGAAAGCCGCAGUGAAGCCUCUGCAGAAGAGGCUGGAGUCAGCUGAGAAAGUCAAACACACCUGUCACCAAGCGGGAGAGCAGGCAAAGAUCCAGGCCCGGCACACAGAGAGACACAUACGGGAGCAGUUUGAGAAACUUCGCCAGUUUCUGCGAGAUGAAGAGGAGGCCAGGAUCGCUGCACUGAGAGAGGAAGAGGAGCAGAAGAGUCAGGUGAUGAGGGAGAAGAUAGAGAAGAUGGACAAAGACAUAUCCUCUCUCUCUAACACAAUUAAGGUCAUGGAAGGGGAGCUGGGAGCUGAGGACAUCUCCUUUCUGCAGGAAUACAAGAGCACAAUGAUGAGGGCAUGGAACACCCCACAGAACCCCGAGAGGGUCCCAGAGGGAGCGCUGAUCGAUGUGACCAAACACCUGGGCAACCUCAAGUACAGAGUCUGGGAGAAGAUGCUGGGGACGGUGCAAUACACCCCCGUGACUCUGGACCCAAACACCGCGGACCCCUUCCUGGUGCUGUCUGAUGACCUCACCAGUGUGGUUGACAGUGGCCGGAGCCAGCAGCUCCCUGACAACCCCGAGAGGUUCCACCCGUACGCCUGCGUCCUGGGGUCCGAGGGCUUCACGGCCGGGAGGCACAGCUGGGAGGUGGAGGUGGGCGACAGCACCAACUGGACUCUGGGCGUGGCCCUGGGGUCCGUCUGCAGGAAGGAGGAGUUCUCGGCCUGCCCGGAGGAGGGGGUGUGGUGUAUUAGCCUGCGUUCCGGGGAGUACAGGGUCAUGGCCUCGCCUUGCGCCCCGCUCCCCGUGAGGAAGACACUCCGGAGGGUCAGAGUCGAGCUGGACUGGGACGCAGGGUGGGUGUCCUUCUCCGACCCGGCCGACGGCGUCCCCCUCCACACCUUUACGCACCCCUUCGCCGAGGCGGUGUACCCCUACUUCGAGAGCGUCUGCGAGCGUCGCCGGCUGAGAAUAUUGCCGGAGAAGGUGUCUGUGCGAGCGGAGGAAAACCAGCCCGCGCCGAGCAGCGAGAAUUACCGCUGCGAUUCGCCUGCCUGAUGCCCCAACCCCCACCCCCCGAGAACCUUCCCUGAGGGGCCACAUGCGUUCUGGUUGUUAUUUUAGCCAAGCGCCCUGGUGUUAGUGGUCCAGCUAUGCAAUUACCUCUGUGUUUGUACCUACCUUUCCUUAAAUACAGUG
Megalops cyprinoides (Indo-Pacific tarpon) is the source of this 2913-nucleotide messenger RNA. RefSeq names its product tripartite motif-containing protein 35-like. The transcript is spliced from 14 exons. Bases 1 to 2772 code for a protein of 923 amino acids. Lineage: Eukaryota; Metazoa; Chordata; Actinopteri; Elopiformes; Megalopidae. Gene Ontology annotation, molecular function: protein binding; zinc ion binding. The record is from RefSeq and is a predicted model, not a curated record.